GACCACUAUCGUCUUGUACAGGCGUCGCCAAAACGACGACGGCCGACCGUCAAUUAAAAUCCGGCAGAUGUGCUUAGCAUGAUCAUGUACUUAACCCGCCACGAACGAGGGUGCCCCGAUCCUCUGUACAAUACAGUACACAACAGCCGUGGUCCUCUCUCGUAUGGACUACGGUCCUUCGGUCCGCGUACAAACGAGUUCCAGGUACAGAAACCGUUGCACCGUUCGUUAGGUCGUCAGCAUGCCGAUGGCCUGUAUUCACCUACCUACCUCUAGGUUAGGGGUAGGUAGACGCUCUUUACGGCUCUGUCUUGGGGCAAUUUGGCGAGUACAGUACUGCCGUAACUAGUCAGCGCUAGAUUUAGCUGGUUAAGCCCAGUUCAGCCGAGGUCGCCGAUUUCGGCUGAAUCGGCUCAUUCAACCGACAGAGGUACUGUGCAGGCCGAUCACAUCACUGCGGAUGCGGCACACGCUCACCACAUCCUUUCACCUGGUGAGCUAUCGCCGUCGACGAGGGAGGAGGCUUUAUUAUUUGGGGGUAAAUAUCGCGCCGGGGGUUUAUUUUCCUCCUCCACUUUCUAGGCUGGCCGUGGUGCCAAUAUUUAAGGGAAAGGGCGAGUCAUUAUUCCUUUUCGGGAACUCCUCGAAACUCAGGCGUGCCUUUUUCUCCUGGGCGGACCUCCCCUUUUGUUGCUUUCCGGGUCGCAUGUCUCGGGUGUAAGAAACCAUCUUCGUUCGCCCUUGUGCCCUUUUCCAGCUUUGUGUAAGACAUCUCGAUGUGCAGGCAUGUGAUUCCAUCCGAAUGACCCACCUCGAUGAGAUGCUCGAAAUGAGGCUGGCUCCGACGAAGAGUACAAAUCGUUGGCACACGAUUUGAUAUCUCGGGCUAACUGUUCGUCCGCUCUUAUACGAGCAGCAGCGAUUCAAUCCUAUCUGAUCCUCUCUCUCUCUCUCUCUCUCUCAUGUACAACAGUGUGGUCUUGCUCUUCACCUCGAUGGGGUCUUCCCAUCCUGUUUGCUCUGUUAGUUGGUGUCCUUUUGACUUGAUCUUCGUGAGAUGAGUGCGAUCCCCAAUCGUCGUCUCGCACUGGGAAAUAUGUGUACUUCCAGAAUGAACCAGAUAAGGAGUUUGGACACGUAGACAUCAGGCUAAGAUUCCAGGACUCGAGGUCGCUCGUACAGCGCUCGGCAACUAGAUGUAGAUCUUUCUAACAGCUACAAUUUCAGAUUUCAAACUGCAUUCCGACGAGAAUGGGUAGUCAUCUCAUCAUGAAUCUAUGCACAUGUCAUUCUCCAACAUCCAAAUCUAGACAAAAGUUUUCGGCGAAACAUUCGUGCCUGUUGAUGGAAGUGCGUGUGUUAUGUGGCCUACUUCGCCUCUUGAUUCUUUUCAGACCCUGGGUGUGAGCCCUUUGCAGCGAUGCAUUCGCCUCCACUUCUUACCAACUUGCGGCCAAAGCGA
This is a messenger RNA of Marchantia polymorpha subsp. ruderalis, 1462 nucleotides long. NCBI's taxonomy places the organism in Eukaryota, Viridiplantae, Streptophyta, Marchantiopsida, Marchantiales, Marchantiaceae. The record is from the annotation of a GenBank genome assembly.